Messenger RNA from Pedinophyceae sp. YPF-701, 1653 nucleotides. NCBI's taxonomy places the organism in Eukaryota, Viridiplantae, Chlorophyta, Pedinophyceae. The record is from the annotation of a GenBank genome assembly.
AUGGGCACCAAAGCGGCCGGGAGCUCUCCGUUCCUGCAGAUCGGUGGGGAGCGCGAGGCCGGCAUCGAUGUCCGCCAACAGAACACCACGGCCGUCCUGGCCGUCGCGAACAUCGUCAAGUCGUCGCUCGGCCCCGUCGGACUCGACAAGAUGCUCGUCGACGACAUCGGCGACGUGACCAUCACGAACGACGGCGCGACCAUCCUGAAGCUCCUCGAGGUUCAGCACCCUGCUGCGAAGAUCCUAGUCGAACUCGCGGACCAACAGGACCAGGCCGUCGGCGACGGCACGACCUCCGUCGUGAUCGUCGCGUCCGAGCUCCUCCGCAAGGGCCACGAGCUCGUCCGGCAGCGCAUCCACCCGACGUCGAUCAUCUCUGGUUUCCGCCUCGCCGCGAAAGAGGCCGUGCGCUUCGUGAACGAGCACCUCGCGAUCCCCGUCGAGAAGCUCGGCAAGGACACGCUCGUCAACGCCGCGAAGACGGCCAUGUCGUCCAAGAUCGUCGGGGCGGACGGGGACUUCUUUGCGCGCAUGGUCGUCGACGCCAUCACGUCCGUGAAGCGCGAGGACCCGUUCACGCGCGCCGUGACGUACCCCGUCAAGGCCGUGAACGUGCUCAAGGCGCACGGGCGCUCCGCGCGCGAGUCGACGCUGCUCCCGGGCUACGCCCUCAACAUGGGGCGUGCCGCGCAGGGCAUGCCCAAGGUCGUGAAGGGGGCGCGGAUCGCGUGCCUGGACAUGGACCUGCGCAAGGCGCGGAUGCAGAUGGGCGUGCAGGUGCUCGUGAGCGACCCGAACGAGCUCGAGAAGAUCCGGGAGCGCGAAUCGGAUAUCACAAAGGAGCGGAUCCAGAAGAUCCUGGACGCCGGCGCGAACGUGGUGCUGACGACCAAGGGCAUCGACGACAUGGCGUUGAAGUACUUCGUGGAGGCCGGGGUCAUCGCGUGCCGGCGCGUGGCGAAGGACGACAUGAAGCGGAUCGCGUCGGCGACGGGCGCGCAGGUGGUGGCGAGCCUGGCCGACAUGGACGGGGAGGAGACGUACGACGCGGCGUGCCUCGGCAGCGCGGACGAGGUCUGCGAGGAGCGCGUCGCGGACGACGACAUGGUCAUGAUCAAGGGCUGCCAUGAGGCGCACGCGGUGACGAUGCUGCUGCGCGGCGCGAACGACUACAUGCUGGACGAGAUGGACCGGUCGCUGCACGACGCGCUGUGCAUCGUGAAGCGCGUGCUCGAGUCCGGGAGCGUGGUGCCGGGCGGCGGCGCCGUGGAGACAGCGCUUAGCAUCCACCUGGAGAGCUUCGCGGUCACGCUCGGGUCGCGCGAGCAGCUCGCGAUCGCGGAGUUCGCCGAGGCGCUGCUCGUCAUCCCGAAGACGCUGUCGGUGAACGCGGCCAAGGACGCGACGGAGCUGGUAGCCAAGCUGCGGUCGUAUCACUACACGAGCCAGCUCAAGGACGAGAAGCGCCGGAAGCCGCACCUGAGCCAGUUCGGGCUCGACCUGGUCGAGGGCGUGAUCCGGAACAACAUCGAGGCCGGCGUGGUGGAGCCCGCGAUCAGCAAGGUCAACAUCCUGAGGUUUGCGACCGAGGCCGCGAUCACCGUGCUGCGGAUCGACGACCUGAUCACGCUGGAGGCGCCGCAGGAGCAGUAG